Messenger RNA from Polistes canadensis, 1734 nucleotides. RefSeq names its product cuticle protein 16.8 (gene Cpr57A). Gene Ontology annotation, cellular component: chitin-based extracellular matrix. Bases 192 to 773 code for a protein of 193 amino acids. The record is from RefSeq and is a predicted model, not a curated record. NCBI's taxonomy places the organism in Eukaryota, Metazoa, Arthropoda, Insecta, Hymenoptera, Vespidae. The transcript has 6 exons. Gene Ontology annotation, molecular function: structural constituent of chitin-based larval cuticle.
UUAACCAUGAUGGAAUAAAAUAAACGAGUUGAUGGUGUGAAGGUACCCUAAAACAUAUUACCUUCACCAUCUCUCUUUAGUUUCUUAUAUUACUUUCACUGGAAGACAAUCCUCUCACAUCAGUCGGUUAACGCGUGUUCCUAAAGACGAGAAAUAUUCAUAAGUUUUGUCAAGUCAUUGAUUUAAGAAAAAUGAAAAGCUUGAUCAUCGUCGUCCUCGUUUUAUCGAGUUCCUGUCUCGGAGACGUCUCACAUAUUUUAUCUGAAUAUUCGACGACAACUACAAGUACAUUAUCACCAUCUCCAAAACCUUAUAGUUUUCAAUACAAAGCGGGACGAUAUCCAGGACACGUUGAUCGAAUUCAUGAAGAAUCCGGAGAUGGUUCUGGAAGCAUUUAUGGAUCUUAUUCGUUCGUUGAUCCUAAGUACAAGGUCCGAAGAAUAGAUUAUGUGGCUGACCAAAAUGGAUUUCAUCCGUCGUUGAUAAAUUACGAAGAUACGCUUAGACAACCCGUUGAUUCGGAAGCUGUGAAACUCGCUAAGGAAAGGCAUUUUCGACUUUACGAAAAAUUGGCUGAAGCCAAUGCGCACGAUGUUGCAAUCAAUAUUCCAAGGGACACUGCCAGUGUUUCCAAAGCGAAGGACAAACAUUUGCAGCUUUAUCAGAAGAUAGCUGAAGAACACGCGGCUAUCGCAUCUCAAAGAAAAGCGGAGCGCGCAGCAUACGAGGCAACAUCGGUUAUUAACGAUGUUAAUGAAUAUCAAACGUAUUAAAAAUGCUAAUUAAAGAAAUCGAUUUUUCAAAUAGUAUCAAAUAAUAUUUCUAAUAAAUUUUGUCUUGAAUUUAAAAGCAAGAACGAAUGCGAUGCGAAUGCGAUGCGAAUGCGAUGCGAAUGCGAUAAAAACAAAAAAGAGACGUGUAUUAUUAAUAAUUAACAACACGUGAAUCAUACACACAUGAAAUGUCCAUAAGUGAUUACCGGAAGUUGCGCUAUAUGUAUUAAAAAAAGAUAAAUACUAUAAUUGCAGUAUGUGUUGGUAUAAAAGUCUAAGCGUGACAAAAAGUAGAAUUGUCAUUUUUCAUAUCUCCGGAAGGAUGAAGUUCUACGGUAUUUGGUUUCUGCUUUUUGCCAUAUUCUGUAUCACGAUUGCAGUGGGUAGAAGCAUCGAUUGUACCGAUAAUGCUUUUCUCAAAUCUAAAAGCAUUGCUUGUUACGGUCGUCGUGGAGGUGGAACAGGAAAUACCGGGGGAAAUACCGGGGGAAGCGACGGAGGUACAGGAAGUGGAACGAAUGGAAGUGAUGGAAAUGGAGCUAAUGGUGCACCAGGAGCUAUGAAUCCUAUGGCUAUGGCACAACGAGCAAUGGGUACGAUGAUGGACAUGAUGUCAAAUAUGAAUCCCAUGGGCUAAAUCGCACAUUCAUUUGAAAUUAUUGCAUUCUGUAUCGAAUCAACUUGCACAAAUGUGUGUGAUAUUAUUAGUACUUUAUAAUAAUCUAAAAUGUUUCUUCUUGUGUUGUUCAAAAUAUUACUAUAUUAAAUAAUAAUAAUUAAUGAAAAAAAUCAUCCUAAUUAGCAUUCAAAUAAAUCCAAAUAGUUAAUAUUCACGUCAACGGAUAAAGAAUUUAUUUACCAAUAAUAUUGGCAGUAAUAUUAGAAACUAUACAAAGUAUUACGAAUAUACGAUAUAUAUACGUGUGUAUAUAUUUUAUGAAAUAAUUAUACAUUAAACACA